Suillus plorans is the source of this 1396-nucleotide messenger RNA. RefSeq lists its product as uncharacterized. Lineage: Eukaryota; Fungi; Basidiomycota; Agaricomycetes; Boletales; Suillaceae. The transcript is spliced from 9 exons. The coding region runs from base 228 to 1052 and encodes 274 amino acids. The record is from RefSeq and is a predicted model, not a curated record.
CAGAGUCCCCUAUGUCUCACUAUUACUCUUAACGACUCCGAAGCAGCCAAACCGACGGCAUUCCCAAAAAUUUAAUGACUCCGUCUUCGCACUUUUUAUCUCAAGAAUUUUUUCAACAUUCACAAAGAGUCAUGUGAUCUACAUGUGUCAGACAAUAUGUGAUCGACAGGGGGUAACUUCAGCAUACUAGUAGAGAGGAUGAGAUAGGCAAAUUUUCCUCAGACUCGAUGUCGUCAGGUCCAACUGUUGUUCAGACGCAAGUCGUAAACUAUGUCCUGCCUAUUGUGGCGUCUGUCGUCACGUCCUUCCGCUUGUACUGUCGCGCACGGCGAAGUCUUCUGUGGAUCGAUGACGCAUGGGCAGCCUGCGCCAUGCUAUUCAAUAUUGGCCUCAUGGUUUCCAGUGCUUUGUAUCUGAGAGGCUAUGUGUUGCACCCUCAAUGGGCAAAGGUGGCACUCUACUACACGUUAUCACAAUGCUUUUAUGGAGUUGUUUGGUGUUCCCGGUUAUCCAUUUUGUUUACAGUUGUGCGUCUGGCAUACUGGGGGACCCAGAGGAGGAUACUUAUCUGCGUCGCCAUACUUUUUGGCGUCGUAUGGGGUAUACUUUUUGCACAAGUGUGGUGGACCUGCGAAUCGAAUCCCAGUUGGAAACAGCUACCACGUCCGCAGUGCCCCCUCGGCAGAGAUGUCGCGAUAGCACAGAUCGUCACCGACGUUUUAGGGGACAUUGUCCUUAUCUUGGCACCAUUUUUGAUCAUUUACAGAGCCACAUUGACGACGGCGCAAAGAGUCCGGGUGAUUUGCCUCUUCUCCACAUCAGCAAUCACCACAGUUGUCAGUCUCACUCACGCGUAUUUCGUUUUUACUGUGGGAGAGUUAAAGGAGGCAGUGUCUGCCAUGUUCGAGGCAUCUAUAUCUUUAAUCGUCGCGAACUUAAGUGUGGUCGUUACAUUCUUCUUGCGCAUGCUCGCAGAUGAUGAAACCAUCUCGCGACCGAUCGAUUCGGGGUCUACUACUAUAGAAUUUGGAAUAGUCGUCGAGGAGCCUUAGUCUCAGCGGAAAUUGUAACAUGCUUUUAGUCGAAGAGUCUUAAGUCUAGCUCAAUAUCCUUGAAGGUAUACGGUUCACUCGGAAAUGCUAAUUUGCUCACCCAAUUAUGCAUUAACUGCGGCAACUGCGAAACUGGCUAUCUACGAACAUACAAAGUCCAAAACAUCUAUCGCCUCGGAGCUCUGUGGCAUUCUGUAGCACAAUCCAACCCGCUGAUGGGCCGCAUCACACCAUUAGAUCACGAAGAAGAUAUAAGCGUAAUGGAAAGUACAAUGCACUCAAGGUCCAUUUCUACAUAGAUAAAAAGAAAAGAAACCUGGACGCCCACGCUAGGACCGUAGGAA